This is a messenger RNA of Tarenaya hassleriana, 1750 nucleotides long. RefSeq names its product zinc finger CCCH domain-containing protein 48. The coding region runs from base 343 to 1629 and encodes 428 amino acids. Gene Ontology annotation, molecular function: metal ion binding; protein binding. Lineage: Eukaryota; Viridiplantae; Streptophyta; Magnoliopsida; Brassicales; Cleomaceae. The transcript is spliced from 9 exons. The record is from RefSeq and is a predicted model, not a curated record.
CAACCUUCUUCUUCUUCUUCUCUCUUCCUCGUGUCGGCUGGUCCUAGAGGGAACGGGAAGAUCCGAAUGCGAAACAUGCUUUAGAACCCCUGAAGCUGCUUCGAUCAAUUGUCUUUCUUGACCACAUAAAAAAAAAACCGCCUUUUUUUCUCGAGAGGUUAGUCGCAGUUAGAGGUUGAUUUAUAGGGUUUAUCUUCAAUCUACUGCUCUGAUCCAUGCUCGGAUCAGUUUUUUUUUUCGACGACGAUGAUGCCUUUGGCGGUUGUAGGAUAAAAACCCAGUUCUAGAUUUUGCGACCCAUCUUGUAAUUUUUGCCGAUUGGUGUUGUAAUUAACCGAAUCGAUGGAUUUAGACAUGAAUGGGGGGAACAAGCGAGUCUACCACAGACUCGGAGGACCGCCAGCGCCAUCGGACUCGAAGCAGAAGGUCUGUUUCCAUUGGAGGGCCGGACGGUGCAAUCGCUUCCCGUGCCCUUAUCUACACAGAGAAAUCCCGGCGCCGGGUCACGCCACAGCGUCGUCGUCGACGAACAAAAGGGUCGCGGACGAGUCCGGGUUCGCGAGCUCGAGUCACAGGCGAGGUCCUAGGUUUAACGGGAACGGUAAUUCAUGGGGUAGAUUCGGUGGGAGCAGGACGGUGACAAAGACGGAGAAAGUUUGCAAAUUUUGGGUUGAAGGGAAUUGCCCUUACGGAGAAAAGUGCAGGUACUUGCAUAGUUGGAGCAUAGGGGAUAGUUUCUCUUUGCUGACUCAACUAGACGGGCAUCAGAAGCUCGUUAGUGCCAUUGCUCUGCCAUUAGGGUUGGACAAGCUUUACACGGCCAGCCAAGAUGAGACCUUGCGGAUCUGGGAUUGCUCUUCUGGACAGUGCACCGGUGUAGUCAAUCUCGGUGGAGAAGUUGGCUGCAUGAUUAGUGAAGGCCCAUGGCUAUUGGUUGGCAUGCCAAAUCUUGUAAAGGCAUGGAACAUUCAAAACAAUUCAGACCAGAGUCUGACUGGACCUGUUGGCCAAGUAUACUCACUGGUUGUCGGUAAUGAUCUGCUGUUCGCUGGUACACAGGAUGGAUCUAUUUUGGCUUGGAGAUAUAAUACUAUCACUAACAGUUUUGAUCCUGUUGCCUCGCUUAAAGGCCACACACGGGCAGUUGUUUCCUUAUAUGUCGGAGGAAAUAGACUUUAUUCGGGUUCCAUGGACAAUUCUAUAAAAGUAUGGAGUCUCGAUAAUCUUCAAUGUAUACAAACGCUUACAGAGCAUAACUCUGUUGUAAUGUCCCUCAUCUGCUGGGAUCAAUUUCUCCUGUCUUGUUCAUUGGACAACACGGUCAAGGUUUGGGUUGCUACUGAAGGUGGAAACUUGGAAGUGACGUAUACUCACAACGAAGAACAUGGUGUUCUAGCUCUCUGUGGCAUGCAUGAUGCAGAAGCCAAGCCAGUAUUGCUGUGCUCAUGCAACGACAAUUCCUUACGCCUCUAUGACUUGCCUUCGUUUGCGGAAAGGGGCAAAAUUUUUGCGAAAGAAGAGAUAAGAUCGAUCGAGAUAGGUCCAGGGGGCUUGUUCUUCACUGGUGAUGGAAGUGGUCAAGUUAAAGUAUGGAAAUGGAAGACUGACCCAACAGCCACUUCUUCUUGAGCUUGUGAAGCAAAUGAGUAGUAGUUUUGUCCUCAUUGUUUCUCCUUCGGUAAUUAUAGAUUUGCAGGAAGAACCGAGGAUUCGAGAUACCGGAAAGAUUUUUUUUCGUUCUUUCGACUUU